Molecule: messenger RNA, 3030 nt
Organism: Drosophila hydei
Lineage: Eukaryota; Metazoa; Arthropoda; Insecta; Diptera; Drosophilidae
Gene: IA-2
Product: receptor-type tyrosine-protein phosphatase N2
Exons: 12
Coding region: 1-3030 (1009 amino acids)
Biological process (GO): protein dephosphorylation
Cellular component (GO): secretory granule
Molecular function (GO): protein tyrosine phosphatase activity
Source: RefSeq, a predicted model, not a curated record
AUGAGACGCGAGGCGGGCGCUAUCUAUGAGGGACAUGCUCCUUGGACGUAUCGAGUAACAGCAGCUACUCAGAGAUUGGCUGCCAAGUUAAUUAAACUGGGCGAGUUGAAGGCUGGCAGCAAGAUGAAAAUGACACCACUCACCGAGGACCAAUCGCGUCUGCUGGCAACCAUGCUGGAGGAGCUGCAGGGCGCCGGCUUAGGCUGGGACCAUCAUUACGUGCAGUGCCGGAUCCAGGGAGCGCUCUUUUCGCUGCAGCGCCAACAACAGCUGCCGCCGAAUCUGUGCGCCAAUUUGGCGCCAGCGCCACCCGACUAUGGUGAUCCGGCGAGCGCGUUAGCCUAUCUGCAGCUGCAGGAUCGCCGGCGGCUGCGUCACGAUCCGAGCGAGUUGGAGCACUUCGGCAAGCUGGACGGCCAUAUGAAGAAUACACAGCUGGAGCUACCGAGCGUUAUGGAUGCCUUUUUGGAUACGGAACGACAACGCAUGGAGCUGCGCUUGGCCGAGCAGGAUGCCAACUCGAAGGCGGGUGGUCCACGCAAUCGUCUGGAACUCUAUCAAAUACUGGCCGCCUCCGAGCCCGAUCCGCAGCCCUACCAGCGCAACCAACAACCAGCCAACGCCAUGGACCAGCUGGAGGCAAUUCUAAACGAGUCGAGUGAGCUCUACUUCCCGGAUAACUAUGCGCCGUUCAAGCGUCGUGGCCAGCAGCCCAAGCACUCCUUCUUCCGUGAACUGGCCAACGAGCAGGGCUUAGCCCAGGAGCCCGACGUCAAUGCCCAGGAGCAGGAGCUGGCGUUCGAGACCAGUUUGCGCCGCAACUCGCUGACACCCUUGGAGGAGGAGGCCAUGCUGGCCUCCAAUAGCUAUCCACGCGCACUGCACAAUCAGCGCGUUUACACUGAGGGUGGUCUGCUGCUGGUGCCGCAGGACGAGCUGCAGCAGGACUCAGCGCAAGCGGACGAGCCGGCUGACUUGAAACAAGCGCUGCUGGCCAAUAUGCUGGGCUUUGCGCGUCACGAGCGGCUCGAUGUGAAGAAACCGGGUCCACAGCUGGGUCCACCGUCCUCCGAGCAGAGUAGCCAGGUGGAAACAGAGAAGCCGCAACACGCCAAGGAUGUCAACAAGGAGGUGCUGCCCGCCCACAUCAAGGGCGGCGAUGUCAACGAGCCAUUCAAGAAGAAAAAGGUCGUCAAGGAGCAACACUCGGACGAGGAUCAUGCGCCGCACACCGUAGACACUGAAUAUGCACAUGUGUUCGUCAAGAACCCUAUCGACAGUUGGUACGAUGGGCAGCGCAUCAUGAAUGAGUUGGCGCAAAUACUACACAUGCAGGGAUACUUUUCUUAUUUAACCGUUCAACCACACGAAGUCAGCUUCCGGGUGGACUCAAACAACCCCGAGCGUAAGACGGCCGCUGAUGUAGCUCGCUACAUCAAUGAGAACCGCGGCGUCAAAAACAACAUCCAGCGACGCGUCGGCUUCUAUGUGCUGUACGCCGGCGUCGGCGAUCGGGUCAAGGAUCUGCGCGAUCCGAGCAUCUCUGCUUCGCGAAUCGAGCUGGCCGAGCAGGGGCCGGAUGUGACCCACAUAAUGGCCUACAUGUUCGCCGGUGCAGGCGCCGCAGCUGUGAUUGUGAUCUUUGUAACGCUGAUUCUGAUCAAACGGCACGAUCGCAAGCGCGACAAGCUGGGCGGCCUGCAGACGGGCAUGUCGGGCGCGGAGAGCUGCAGCAAGGACUAUCAAGAACUCUGCCGCGCACGUAUGGCUGGCAAGAAUGGCAACGCCACGACUGGCAGCAGUGGUGGUGGCGGUGGUGCAAAUACAGCCGAUCAGGCGCACAGCGGUCGCAUCACCUCGCUGAGCAAAGAGACCGAAGGCCGACCGCCAUCAUCACGCUCCAGCACAUCAUCAUGGAGCGAAGAGCCAGCGUUGACGAACAUGGACAUCUCAACUGGACAUAUGGUGCUGUCAUAUAUGGAGGAUCAUCUGCGGAACAAGGGUCGACUGCAGCGUGAGUGGGAGGCGCUGUGCCGCUACGAGGCCGAACCUAGCGCCCGAGAUGCCGCCUCUCAACCACAAUGCGCUAACUUGAAUCGACCCGGCGCUCCGCUGCCCUACGAUCACUCGCGGGUGGUGCUCAAUCAUUUGGCCAAUGCCGAGGGUCUGGACUAUGUGAAUGCCUCAACAAUUACCGAUCACGAUCCUCGCGCACCCGCUUAUGUGGCAGCCCAGGGACCGCUGCCCUCGACCUUGGCGCACUUUUGGCAAAUGAUUUGGGAGCAGGGCGCUGUUGUCAUAGUUGCCCUCUGUCGCCUGCAGGAGAAUGGAGAAGUGGCCUGUGCGCGCUACUGGCCGGAAGAAGGUGCAGAGGUUUAUCACAUCUAUGAGGUUCACUUGGUUAGUGAGCACAUUUGGUGUGAUGAUUACCUCGUACGUUCUUUCUACUUGAAAAAUUUGCGCACUAGCGAAACACGCACUGUGACCCAGUUCCACUUCCUGUCCUGGCCGCAGAUGGGCGUGCCGCCGCAAGCCAAGGCGCUGCUGGACUUUAGACGCAAGGUGAAUAAGUCGUAUCGUGGUCGCUCUUGCCCCAUUGUGGUGCAUGGCAGCGCUGGCGCCGGACGCACUGGCUCCUACAUACUGUUGGAUCUGGUGCUGGGACGCAUGAACAAGGGCGCACGCGAGAUAGACAUUGCCGCCACAUUGGAGCAUCUGAGGGAUCAGCGAGCUGGCGUGGUGGCCACGCGGCAACAGUUCGAAUUUGUGCUGAUGGCCGUGGCCGAGGAGGUGCAUGCCAUACUGAAGGCUCUGCCGGCGAAUACGUCGGGCGAAAAACGUGAGCUGGACAAGGAUAAUGGCGCCACCAAGGAGCCGCUCAAGGAGGACAAGGCGCAGGAAGCAGCCGAAGAGGAGGCGCCCACCAGCAGCAAGGCAGCAGCAGCAAAGAAAAAACGGUACAUUAUGACCCCGGAGUCUUGCUCUAACAACAACUCCCGCUGGAGUUUAGAGAGUGAGAGCUCCACAUAA